UAUUUCUGUCAUCGUCAUCCAUUCUUAACAUUUAUAUUACACGUUGUCGCUUCACAUUACAUAUUUUUACGCAAUAACAACAACAACAUCGUCUUCAUAACUUUAAAAAAAUCUUAUUAUUAAUCAAAAAUGUCGUCGACUGAAGAGAACACCCAACUCAAAGCAGGACAUCCGCCUGCAGUGAAAGCUGGUGGCAUGAGAAUCACACAACACAAAACGCCACACACAAAAGAAACUGGAAAGGAACCAGCUAAUGAAGACCUCACAGGUCUUUCGGGUCCCUCGCCAGUGCCAUCUAAUCCGGUCUCCAUUUCUGGAGCUCCCAACAGGGGCAACGCUGAUUUCACUCCAGAAGCAGCUCAAGUGGCACACAGUCCAAAGCCUCCAGCACACAUCAAUAUUAAGCCUAGCCCAAACAUCCAUCAGCCUAGGAAGUAGAUAAAUAGAGAUUAUAACAAAGGCAUAUCACCAUCAGACAGUUUGUAUAGAGUGCUUGUUUUUUCUUUUUUAAUAAUUUCUUUGUUUUUAUUUUCAGUUGAUUCUUUUAUGCCAGUAUACAAUAUACAUUUAAAAUAUAUAAUAUUGGAAAACUAGAU
Molecule: messenger RNA, 596 nt
Organism: Achroia grisella
Lineage: Eukaryota; Metazoa; Arthropoda; Insecta; Lepidoptera; Pyralidae
Gene: Drp
Product: death-associated protein 1
Exons: 2
Coding region: 130-438 (102 amino acids)
Biological process (GO): apoptotic signaling pathway; negative regulation of autophagy; cellular response to amino acid starvation
Molecular function (GO): death domain binding
Source: RefSeq, a predicted model, not a curated record